Molecule: messenger RNA, 825 nt
Organism: Argentina anserina (silverweed cinquefoil)
Lineage: Eukaryota; Viridiplantae; Streptophyta; Magnoliopsida; Rosales; Rosaceae
Exons: 1
Coding region: 1-825 (274 amino acids)
Source: RefSeq, a predicted model, not a curated record
AUGGCCAGAAUGGCGAGUCGGGAAGUGAUCAUUCUCGCUCUCAUGUUGGUCGCCACUAUCGGAGUCGCCGUGGCGGAGUCGUCUGGCAAAAGUCCUCACUCGCCAUCCCCAAGCCCUCCAAACGACAAUAAGAAAAAGAACUCACCGUCAUCAGCCGAAUCCCCCAAGGCCUCAAAAGACUCGUCCUCAUCGGCACCGUCACCCGGUUCCUCAGACAAGGGAAGCUCCUCAGACAAGGGCGGCUCCUCUUCCUCUCCUUCACCAUCUCCUAAGGGACCACCUCCCGCCAGCUCACCAGACUCUUCUAAUUCUGACAGCUCAAACAGCAAAUCAUCACCAUCUCCAAGUUCGCCUUCACCAAAAGGCGGGUCACCGAAGCCUUCACCCGACUCAUCCGAAUCCCCCUCUAGUGGUAGCGGUGGAAGCGAUAACGGUAGCAGUAGCGGUAGCGGCAAAGCACCAUCACCCUCUAAGGGAGGAUCAGGAUCUUCUUCUGGGGCCAAAGCACCAUCACCCUCUAAGGGGGGUUCAGGAUCUUCAUCCUCAUCUGAUGACAGUUCUGAAUCAUCUUCAGGUAGCAGCAGCAAGCCACCUAGGAAAUCGCCACCAUCAUCGUCCGGCUCCGACGACACCACUACAACCGCCCCCGCACAGACACCAGACACGGCUGCGGAGUCUCCACCAGCCCCCACCGAUGACACCGUUACCGCUGAUUCGCCUGUAACUCCUCCCACUGAUGCUCCAAAUAUAUCCGCGGCUGCGAGAAAGGUCUCCACUGCCGCCGCUGCUGUUGUUGUAGUGGUCACUGGCUUCUUUGCUUUCUGA